AUGGUCACAUUUGUAACAUUAGUGGCCAUUUUUAAUGUGUAUUUAUGUGCAAUUAGAGCAGAAAACAAAGAAACAGAAAAAGCAGAUAAUUGGUCUGCAACUGGAGCUAAAGCGGAUGUAAUGCGUUUUAUCAAACAGAAUAAAGCACACAUCGACGAUACUACCUCGUCUGAGUCAUCUGAUACAAAUGAAUACGAAGAAAUCAAAAUUAAAAAUUUUAAUAAACCUUACAAAGACCUCAUAAAAGGUAUUUCAAAAGUACCAAAAAAGUUCGACUUAAAUAGAAGCCACGACAAAGAAAAGAAUAAAGACAGAAAGAAUAAAUCACAAACAAUAGAGAAGAAAAAGCAUAUUGAUAGAAAUGAAGAAAUUAAAGAAAGUAAAAAAAGCACACCAAAUCAGAACAAGAAUAGGAAUCGUAACAAAGAGAAAUACCACACUGAAGAAAGAAGUAGAGAAAAAUCUCGCGUUAAGGAAAGAAUGAAAAGUAGAAACCGUGAUAAAGAAAGAACUAUGAACGCAAACCGAAAUCCAGAAAAGAUGCCGGAGGUGUUUCGAUUAAAUGAAAACAAUCCUAUUCCGACUACAGAUCGCUUCAAAGAUAUGAAUAUAAACAAAUUAUUACCACCGGUCAUGGAAAAGAAUAAAAAAACUAAAAGCGACAAUCAAGACAAAAAUAGUAAAAUUGGUGUAUCAGCUCCACCGGAUCCAUCGAAUUUAAGAAUCCCCAAGAAAGCCCCGUUAGGUCUGAGAUCAACAAGAAUGCCACCUAUGUCACUGAACCAACUUGAUGAUCCAGUGACGACACCAACAAAAUGGACAAAAUCAAAUUCUGGGACACCGCCAAAUACACUUAGUCCCUAUGCUAUAAUGGAACAAAUGAAAAUAGUGAUUGAUUGCUUUCCUCAUGCAAAUGCAACAUUUGAAACGAUUGGUCGGACGGUCGAAUAUAAUGAUAUAAUCAUAGUUAAAAUUACUGACAGAAAACAAAGAUAUUUCCGAGCUGAUGAAAGCAAAUAUAUUGACGAGGUUCCCGAGAAAAAGAUCAUAUUUAUCGUCCAUGGCUUGAGCGUCAUGGGAAUGACUAAAAUGUUGCAUCUCUCCUCUAUCAGUGAAUUGAAGAUACUUAUGUCAUACUAUCUAAAUCACUUAGAUAAGUUUGACAUAUUUUUGAUACCAUUGGCAAAUCCUGAUGGAUACUCCCUUUCCCAUAACGUCGAAUACGGCAUGAUGUGGAACAAGAAUGCGUCGCCUCAAGAGGCUUGCCGUGGAGUAUAUUUGGAUCGUAACUUCGAUGUGUCGUGGAAUUCCACUCGUCAGAUCAGUUCCUGCAGCCAACUGUACCCAGGUCCAGCGCCAUUCUCAGAAGUGGAAACAAAUGCCGUCCGGAAUAUUUUCCACUACUUCGGCCACAAGAUCUUAGCGUACAUUAAUGUGCAUUCAGGAACAUUUGACGACAAAGUCUUUAAGGGAGAUGCGAUCUUAUACCCUCGAGGAUAUACAGAAUUACAGACGGAUGAUGACAAAUAUAUUGACCUGAAAGGAGAGGUAGACGAGUCUAUGAAGAAUGCCAGUUUUCAAGUUAUGUCGGUGGCUGUUGACACCCUGUACAAUUGGUAUGGGAAAAUAUCAGGGUCGAGUGUGGACUAUGCGUCUACGGUUUAUGGUAUUCCUUAUGCCUUGGAGUUCGUGAUGCAGCUAUACCAGGAGGAAGGCACAAAUUAUUCAAUACAACAUUUCGCCCUAACCGAGAUCUGGAACCGGCUGAUAGACACGGUCUUCAAUAACAUGUGGAAGAGUCUACAUGGCAACGACGUCCGGAAAAAAUAA
Molecule: messenger RNA, 1830 nt
Organism: Spodoptera littoralis (African cotton leafworm)
Lineage: Eukaryota; Metazoa; Arthropoda; Insecta; Lepidoptera; Noctuidae
Source: the annotation of a GenBank genome assembly